GACAGAAUCGAUCCGAUACACCACCAGCAGCUUUUGCCCCUUCGAUCGUCUCUCCCGUGCGAUACCCCGGCCCUGCCUCCGCCGCACUACGCGCGCGCGGCCCUCCCUCCGCGAUCCCGACAGGCGGCGCCGGCGGGGAGCCGCGACGAAGUCCCUAGCUCCCGCCUCUCCGUCCGCCCCCACUCCGCCCGCCCCCUCCGUCGUCGUCGACCCUGCGUGCGCCGCUUUGAUGACUGCGUCACAAGGAUGAGAUGGCGUCCCGUACAAAGCUAUCUGGUAUCCAGAGGCAGGCCUUGGCAUUAUACAGAGGGUUCCUUCGGACAGCACGGCUCAAGUCCCCAGAGGAGCGCCGCAGGAUCGAGUCCGUUGUCUCCGCAGAGUUCCGUGAGAAUGCCAGGAGUGUCGAUCGCAGGAACUUUGUGUACAUUGAGUAUUUGAUGAGAAGAGGGAAGCGGCAGCUCGAUCAGCUCAAGAAUCCUGAUAUCACUGGACUUUCUACACUUGAAAUAAAUAAGGCCUCUUCUAUUCCAGAACAACGUGUCGAGCAUGAUCUUGGUGUUUCUACUGGGAGACAGUAAAACAAGAAGAGCUUGCUUUUAAUGGUGUCCAACAUAAAAAUGGCCGCAUACGAAAGCUCUUUAUGAUGUAACUUCUCUGGAGCACCUUCAUUUUCUGAUAGGAAUCUCUAGAUGAGUUUCGUAGCAUCUUAUUGCCCUCUGGAUAUUAGAAGUGUGGUUCAUAUAUGAAUUCUUUUGGUCACCAAGAUCAAUUGGACCAGAGUUUACUGUGAAAGAGCAUUUACAUUGGAGCUCUAUACUGUCUAAACGACUAAACCAUGUGGUUUAAACUCAGCAAUGGUGUUACUUUUUAUGCAAUGUAAUUCACCCCUAUCAUUUAUUUA
Messenger RNA from Triticum urartu, 901 nucleotides. Its product is annotated as LYR family of Fe/S cluster biogenesis protein. Gene Ontology annotation, cellular component: mitochondrion. The record is from RefSeq and is a predicted model, not a curated record. Gene Ontology annotation, biological process: mitochondrial respiratory chain complex II assembly. Lineage: Eukaryota; Viridiplantae; Streptophyta; Magnoliopsida; Poales; Poaceae.